Molecule: messenger RNA, 1780 nt
Organism: Salvelinus fontinalis (brook trout)
Lineage: Eukaryota; Metazoa; Chordata; Actinopteri; Salmoniformes; Salmonidae
Product: teneurin-3-like
Exons: 11
Coding region: 31-1776 (581 amino acids)
Biological process (GO): heterophilic cell-cell adhesion; neuron development
Cellular component (GO): neuron projection
Molecular function (GO): protein homodimerization activity; protein heterodimerization activity; cell adhesion molecule binding
Source: RefSeq, a predicted model, not a curated record
UCCCUCUCUCUCUCUCCCCCUAUUGUAGCCAUGCAUCUGUUUGGUCUGAACUGGCAGCUGCAGGAGACAGAGGGCUACACCUUUGAGAACGGUCAGGGGAAAUCAGAUACCACACCCAACACCAUCACCGCACUGUCUGCUGAUAACGGUAAACUAGGGGUGUUCCUCCAGGAGAACAACACCAUAGACACGGGGGAGGUGGACGUGGGGCGCAGGGCCGUUCAGGAAGUCCCACCAGGGAUCUUCUGGCGCUCCCAGCUCUACAUUGACCAGCCUCAGUUCCUCAAGUUCAACAUCUCAGUGCAGAGGGAUGCGUUGGUGGGGGUCUACGGCAGGAAGGGCCUGCCCCCCUCACAUACACAGUAUGACUUUGUGGAGCUGCUGGAUGGCAGUCGGCUGAUCACCAAGGAGAAGCGCGGGCUGGUGGAGGUGGAGGGCGUGUCUAGGCGGGCGCGCUCGGUGAGCGUGCACGAAGCGGGCUUCAUCCAGUACCUGGACUCUGGCAUCUGGCACAUGGCCUUCUACAACGACGGGAAGAACUCAGAACAGGUCUCCUACAACACCAUCGUCAUAGAGUCCGUUAUGGAGUGUCCCCACAAUUGCCAUGGCAACGGCGACUGUCUGUCUGGAACGUGUCAUUGCUUCCCAGGGUUCCUUGGGCCUGAUUGCUCAAGAGCUUCGUGCCCCGUGCUGUGCAGUGGUAACGGCCAGUACUCCAGGGGUCGCUGCCUGUGCUUCAGUGGCUGGAAGGGGACAGAGUGUGACGUGCCCAGCAACCAGUGUAUAGACAUCCACUGUGGGGGACACGGCAUCUGUAUCAUGGGCAUCUGUGCCUGCAACACCAGAUACAAGGGAGACAACUGUGAAGAAGUGGACUGCCUGGACCCUGGCUGUUCAGUCCAUGGUGUGUGUAUCCACGGGGAGUGCCACUGUAGCCCGGGCUGGGGGGGCACCAACUGUGAGACCCUCAAGACCAUGUGCCCCGACCAGUGCUCCGGCCACGGCACCUACCAGAGCGAAAGCGGCACCUGCACCUGCGACACCAACUGGACCGGCCCCGACUGCUCCGUCGAGGUGUGUGUGGUGGACUGCGGCUCCCACGGCGUGUGUUUCGGGGGCAGCUGUCGUUGUGAGGAGGGCUGGACGGGUACGGUCUGUGACCAGAAGUCCUGCCACCCUAUGUGCACUAAGAACGGAGUCUGCAAGGAGGGCAAGUGUGAGUGCAACCAGGGCUGGACCGGAGAGCACUGCAACAUCGCUCACAAUCCGGAUAUUAGAGUCAAAGAGGGCUGCCCAGGCCUGUGUAACAACAACGGCCGCUGUACCCUGGACCAGAACGGAUGGCACUGCGUCUGCCAGUCCGGGUGGCGUGGGGCGGGAUGCGACGUUGCCAUGGAGACCCUCUGCACCGACGGCAAGGAUAACGAAGGAGACGGCCUGGCUGACUGUAUGGACCCAGACUGUUGCCUCCAGACAUCCUGUCAGACCCAGCCGUACUGCCGCGGCUCCCCGGACCCCUCUGACAUCAUCAGUCAGAGCCCGUCCAGCCUGAUGCCCCAGCAUGCCGCACGCUCCUUCUACCAACGCAUCCGCUUCCUGGUUGGACCAGAGGGCAGCCACGUGAUCACCGGGGACAACCCCUUCAACAAGAGCCUGGUGUCCAUCAUCAGAGGCCAAGUCCUGACGGCAGACGGAACCCCCCUCAUAGGAGUCAAUGUUACCUUCGUCCACUACCCCGACCACGGAUACACCGUCACGCGCAAGGAUGGCAUGUAGGUCC